Messenger RNA from Rana temporaria (common frog), 1658 nucleotides. RefSeq names its product dihydrouridine synthase 2 (gene DUS2). NCBI's taxonomy places the organism in Eukaryota, Metazoa, Chordata, Amphibia, Anura, Ranidae. Gene Ontology annotation, biological process: tRNA dihydrouridine synthesis. The record is from RefSeq and is a predicted model, not a curated record. The transcript has 16 exons. Gene Ontology annotation, cellular component: cytoplasm. Gene Ontology annotation, molecular function: tRNA binding; tRNA dihydrouridine synthase activity; flavin adenine dinucleotide binding. Bases 105 to 1568 code for a protein of 487 amino acids.
ACGGGCAGAUCACGGGUGGAUGAUAACCGGCAGGCUCGUAAAAGCGCUGACCCCGCUAAAAGCCGCAUGGCAUUCACUGGCAGGUAAUUUAUAUAGUAAUUAUCAUGGGCAUAUCCUUCUCUGACAAAAUCAUCUUGGCUCCUAUGGUUCGCGUGGGAACUCUGCCCAUGCGGCUUCUUGCUCUAGAUUAUGGUGCAGACAUUGUUUACUGUGAGGAGCUUGUCGACAUAAAAAUGUUGCAGUGUAAACGAGUUGUAAAUGAAGUCCUCCAAACUGUGGAUUAUGUGUCUCCCACAGAGAGAAUUGUUUUUCAGACUUGCGAAAGAGAGAAAGGUUGCGUUGUCUUUCAAAUGGGAACUGCAGAUGCAAAGAGAGCGUUGGCUGUGGCAAAACUUGUAGAAAAUGAUGUCGCUGCUAUUGAUGUGAACAUGGGCUGCCCCAAGGAGUAUUCAACAAAGGGUGGCAUGGGUGCAGCACUUCUGUCAAGUCCUGAGAAAAUUGAGGAAGUGCUGAAAACAUUGGUAAAUGGAAUUUCCAAACCAGUGACCUGUAAGAUACGCAUCCUCUCCACAGUGGAAGAAACGGUCAGUCUGGUGAAGAUGAUUGAAAAAACUGGUGUUUCGGCUAUUGCUGUUCAUGGAAGGAAAAAAGAGGAAAGGCCACAGCACCCGGUCCAUUGUGACUUUAUCAAGGCAAUAGCAGAAGCUGUAUCUAUUCCAGUUAUUGCCAAUGGAGGCUCACAGGAAAUUAUACGGGAGUUUGUGGAUAUAGAAGCAUUUAAAUCCUUAACAGCUGCGUCAUCUGUUAUGUUGGCACGAGCAGCAAUGUGGAAUCCCUCUAUUUUCAGAAGAGAAGGCGUUUUGUCUAUAGAUGAUGUCAUCCAUGAUUACAUUGAACAUGCAGUGCGCUAUGAUAACCAUUACACCAAUACAAAAUACUGCUUGUGUCAAAUGUUACGGGAAAAGCUAGAAUCUUCUCUGGGCAAAAAGCUUCAUGCUGCCCAAUCUACCAAGGAAAUUUGUGCAGUAUUUGGAAUGACUACAUUUUAUGAAAGUUGUACAUUAUCGCAAGAGGCCAGGAGAAAAUCCAUAAAUAUCAUAAGUCAAGGGACUUUAGAGGUUGAUGAUGAUAAAAAUGAAGAAAUUGUUGAUGCAACACAGUUACCUGUCAAGUUUGAAAAAAAAGACUACUUGCCCCAAAUCACUCCAAAAAUGGUCCUCCUAGAAUGGUGCAGAAAGGAAAAGCUUCCUCAACCUGUAUAUCAGACUGUGCAGAGGUCUCUUGAUAGGUUUUUCCACUCUGUUGUCACAGUGAAUGAAAAGAAGUACUGCUCUGUCCUGUGGGAUAAGUCCAAGAAGCUAGCAGAGCAGGCUGCUGCCAUUGUUUGUCUUCGGACACUGGAGCUCCCUGAAGGAAAGAUUGGUGAAGAAGAAAGUGACCUUGUUCACAAAAGGAAGAGAAAAAUGCAGUAUCAGAAUGUUGGCUCAGGAAACCUGUCAGAAAUGCCUCAGACAAAGAAACUACACCAAGAGGAUGACAAAACAGAAGGAAAAGAUAAAGAAAGUUGAACUCAUAUUUUGGUAUAUUAAAUUUUUUUCCAAAGAUAAGCAGUAAUGAAUGUAAUUACACAAAGGAAAUAAAAACAUAAAUCAUAGACA